Molecule: messenger RNA, 884 nt
Organism: Mixia osmundae IAM 14324
Lineage: Eukaryota; Fungi; Basidiomycota; Mixiomycetes; Mixiales; Mixiaceae
Exons: 1
Coding region: 14-610 (198 amino acids)
Biological process (GO): cyclic nucleotide metabolic process
Molecular function (GO): 2',3'-cyclic-nucleotide 3'-phosphodiesterase activity
Source: RefSeq, a predicted model, not a curated record
CUCGACAACUCGAAUGGCGACACAAUCUCACGGCAUCUCGCUAUGGCUCGUACCCUCGAUCGAAGCAGAUCACCACUCGACCAGCCCUACCGAACGGCUCUCCAUGCUCAUCGGUCGACUAGCGCAUGCGAAUGAGACGCCCGUCUUUGCACCCCAUGUCACUUUGCAUUCGCGGUUGCCCCUCGAGACAGAUAUCUCUUCACUUGUGGAUACAAUCCGAGGCGUCAUCGGAACGGGUCCUGCACCAUCUGAGCUCGUGUUCCGAGACGUGCGCGAAGGCGGCACUGUUUUCCAAUGCGUUCUUGCAGCUAUCGAACCUGACAAGUCACUGUCCGGUCUGCAUGAUCGUCUGAGAGCGGCCCUCCAGCCUUUCGGACUGGGCGAUCAAGCCGACUACUUUCCGCAUCUUUCGCUGGUCUAUGGUGACCUGACGAGCGCACACAAGCUCGCGAUCGUGCAAGAGAUCAUGGUCCAAGAUGAGACCUUGGCCAGCGAUGGUACCUGUCGAUUGUGCGGCAUGUCAAGCUUCGCUCUGGGCGAACUGCAGGUCGUAAGGACUGCCAGUUCAGAUCCAUCAGAAUGGCAAUGUCUCGCUCGUCUGGCUCUGUAGAACGAUAGCAUAGUGACAACAACAUCAUGGUGUAGACUCCUCUAGCUGAAUGUACCCGAACUGAACCGACCGCCCAGGGCUUUUGCAUCCAUGAGCAUCGUCUUGCGCUCCUUCUCGCCGAGCAUCUUCCCACUCACGCCCAUCAUGGUGUCUCUGUCCCAUAUAGCAGCAGGAGGUGGCGAGGGAGACCCCCGACGACGUUUCUUUCCUUCUGCGCGGUCUUGUGCCUUUUGACUUGCACUCUUCUCGUGCAUCUCCACAAGUGUCUCUGCUC